CCCCUUAGCUGUCGACGUGGGGCCGGCGGCCGGAGGCGGUUGGGGCAGGGGUGUUGGUGAGGAGUGGGAGGCGGGGAUGGGGGGGCUGCGGCUGCUGGCCGUGGCCCUCACGUGCUGCUGGUGGCCGCAGGGCAGCCAGGGUAAGACCCUGCGGGGCCAUUUCAGCUCCACUGCGGCCCGAGACGCUCAGGGGCAGAGCAUCGGUCACUUCGAGUUCCACGGUGACCAUGCUCUUCUGUGCGUCAGAAUCAACAAUAUAGCAGCAGCUAUUGGAAAAGGAGCUAAACUGUACCUGUUCCCAGCUCAGGAGUGGCACAAGCUGCAGGAAAGCAGUCAUGGUUAUAGUUGUCAUGAAAAAUUAGCCAAAGCUCAGUUGGCAAUGACUGUGAAUCAGACUGAACAUAAUCUGACAGUGUCUCAGGUUCCGUAUCCACAAACAUGGCACGUGUUUUACGCAGACAAGCAUACAUGCAGCGAUGAUUCUGAGAAACCUCAGGUGGAAGAUAUCCAAUUCGAAAUGAUGUUGUUAAAUCCAGAUGCUGAAGGGAAUCCAUUUGACCAUUUUAGUGCUGGAGAAUCUGGGUUACAUGAGUUCUUUUUCCUCGUGGUCCUGGUGUACUUUGUGGUUGCGUGCAUUUAUGCUCAAUCAUUAUGGCAGGCUGUGAAGAAAGGCGGACCCAUGCACAUGAUUUUGAAGGUUCUGACGACUGCAUUGCUGUUACAAGCUAGUUCCGCUUUAGCUAAUUACAUUCAUUUCUCCAGUUACUCCAGAGAUGGAAUAGGGGUACCUUUCAUGGGAAGUUUGGCAGAAUUUUUUGACAUUGCUUCCCAAAUUCAGAUGUUAUACCUACUUCUCAGUCUGUGCAUGGGUUGGACAAUAGUUCGAAUGAAGAAGUCACAAAGCAGACCUCUCCAGUGGGAUUCGACUCCUGCAUCCACAGGCAUUGCUGUGUUCAUUGUCGUAACACAGAGUAUUUUGCUGCUUUGGGAACAGUUUGAAGAUACCAGUCAUCACAGCUCCCAUUCCCAUCACAAUUUAGCGGGGAUUCUUCUGAUCCUCUUACGAAUUUGCCUGGCAGUGUCUUUAGGCUGUGGACUCUACCAGAUCAUCACAGUGGAGCGAAGUACACUCAGAAGGGAGUUCUAUAUCACAUUUGCCAAAGGCUGUGUCUUGUGGUUCCUGUGCCAUCCAGGCCUCACAUGUAUUUCAGUCAUUUUUAGUGAGUACCAAAGAGACAAGGUUGUUAUAAUCGGGGUCACCCUUUGCCAGUCUGUCUCCAUGGCCAUUCUCUACAGACUCUUUCUGUCGCACAGUCUGUACUGGGAGGUUUCCUCGCUUUCCUCGGUAACACUACCACUAACCAUAUCGUCUGGACACAAAAGUCGGCCUCACUUCUGAUACUUGAUUUGGGUCAAAGGAAAAGUGAAUUGCUUUGAUGACGUGCAGUAAGGAUCCAAAUACAGUGACUUUUUUUUUUUUUUUUUUUUUUCAUACAUUGGUAUGAAAAAUUGAAAGCAAAAACAGAGCGUGUUGUUUUUAUAACUGCAUUUAAGCAGUACCCAAAACAAAGAAUGAUAAUAAGUGAAAUGCUUUGAAAUAUGCUUAAUAAACUCUCAAGAAAGAUUGUUGUCAUAAGCAAUUUCCCUGUGGAAAUAAAGGU
Messenger RNA from Chrysochloris asiatica (Cape golden mole), 1661 nucleotides. It is a transcript of the gene GPR180, whose product is annotated as G protein-coupled receptor 180. The transcript has 9 exons. Gene Ontology annotation, biological process: response to pheromone; G protein-coupled receptor signaling pathway. Lineage: Eukaryota; Metazoa; Chordata; Mammalia; Afrosoricida; Chrysochloridae. The record is from RefSeq and is a predicted model, not a curated record. The coding region runs from base 77 to 1399 and encodes 440 amino acids.